AUGGUAUUUUCUGUCUGUCUGUCUGUUAUAGCUGGAACAUUAUGUAAAAAAGUAUUUGUUAGAAACUUGGGAAGAAUGAGUUAUAAUCGAUGUCUAGAUGUGCAACAAUCACUCCAAAACGUUCAUAGUCUUUUCCCAUCGUCGACAUCGGUCAUCAAUAACCUCAACGAUGAAAAGAAAAACACACUCCUCUUGGUCGAACACUCUUCACCCGUAUUCACAUAUGCCGAAAACAAUUCUAAAAUGUUUGACCCCAAAGUAAAGAGUAAACUUGAACACUUGGGUAUUGAAUUCAAAUCAGUCUCCAAGAGAACUGAUGGAAUUGUUUGGCAUGGUCCAGGACAGCUAAGCAUCUAUCCAAUGGUAUUUGACAAUAAUGCUGAUAAUCAUAAUACCCAGAACAAAAAUGUUUCAUCUGAAGAAAUGGUUUCUUCAAUCUUUAGAGUCAUUCAAAGAACUCUUUCAUGGAUAGGAAUUGAAAGUCAAUUACAAAAUGAUGGAAUCUAUGUUGGAAAGGAUUUUAAAGAAAAAAUUGGUGAUUUUAAUGUUUUAUCAAAUUCAAUGAAUAUUCCAGGGUUUUCAUUAAAUAUUAAUCCAAAUUUAACUUAUUACAAGUAUCUUGAGAGUGCAGUUGAAGAACCAUCAACAUUGUCACCAAAGUCUACACAUAAUGGCCGUGGUUGUAAUAUCACAUCGGUUUGGAAUCAAACUUUGAAUCAUAAUUUGUCGAUAGGCGAAAUAGUCCCUAUCAUGUUGGAAAAUUUCAGCAAAGAGUUUGGAACCGACUUUAUCGAUUCUAAUCGUCUCUACCAACUAAGAUUCAACAACAACAAUAAUACACAUGAAUCGGGAUCAACACAUCCACUAUUCUCCUCCCAAUCCAAUCACAUUAUUGGCAAUCCUACUGUAAAUAGUGCAACAACAGAAUUACCAAAACAAUUAUCUUUUUCAAGAUAA
Messenger RNA from Cavenderia fasciculata, 957 nucleotides. RefSeq lists its product as uncharacterized. The transcript has 3 exons. Gene Ontology annotation, cellular component: mitochondrion. Gene Ontology annotation, biological process: protein lipoylation. NCBI's taxonomy places the organism in Eukaryota, Evosea, Eumycetozoa, Acytosteliales, Cavenderiaceae. Bases 1 to 957 code for a protein of 318 amino acids. The record is from RefSeq and is a predicted model, not a curated record.